GGCGGAUUUUUCCCCCCUUCCCUGCGCGCCUGCGCGCCUCGGUCGCGCCUGCGCAGUGUGGCCGGGUCGGCCGGACAGGGUCACCCUGAGGGUGCGACUCCGCCGCGAUGGUGACCCGGUUCCUGGGCCCGCGCUACGGGCAGCUGGUCAAGAACUGGAUCCCGACGGUCUACACGUGGGGCGCCGUGGGCACCGUGGGGCUGGUGUGGGCCACCGAUUGGCGGCUGAUCCUGGACUGGGUACCUUACAUCAAUGGCAAGUUUAAGAAGGAUGAUUAAUUACACUGGCCCUUCGCACACCCCUCUGGUGCCUGGUGGCGCCAGCUCCUCCCGCCUCAGCCCCUGCUGCAUGUGGAGCAGCCCAAGCCUCAGGAUGGACAUGAGGAAAUCCACAGCUCAACUUCAGACUUCUUAUGUUUCUGAAAACAGCUUGGAUCUUUUAAUUCACGUUGCAUUAAACCUCCCUGAAACCUGC
Molecule: messenger RNA, 474 nt
Organism: Rhinopithecus roxellana (golden snub-nosed monkey)
Lineage: Eukaryota; Metazoa; Chordata; Mammalia; Primates; Cercopithecidae
Product: cytochrome b-c1 complex subunit 10
Exons: 3
Coding region: 108-278 (56 amino acids)
Biological process (GO): mitochondrial electron transport, ubiquinol to cytochrome c
Cellular component (GO): mitochondrial inner membrane
Source: RefSeq, a predicted model, not a curated record